Messenger RNA from Penicillium macrosclerotiorum, 795 nucleotides. RefSeq lists its product as uncharacterized. The record is from RefSeq and is a predicted model, not a curated record. The transcript has 6 exons. Lineage: Eukaryota; Fungi; Ascomycota; Eurotiomycetes; Eurotiales; Aspergillaceae. The coding region runs from base 1 to 795 and encodes 264 amino acids.
AUGUCCACUUCGACGGCCCUGGAACCCGAGGAGCAGUAUCUGCAGUCACUCACUUAUGGAUUGAUUAUCGCGACUGCAGUCUUGUCGUUGAUUGUCUGCAGCGCGAGACUAUAUACAAGAGCAGCUAUCACCAAGACAUUUGGAUCAGACGAUAUUGCUGUGUGUGUAGCGUUAUUUAUUACGCAGACAUUCAACGGGCUUGGAAUUGCUGUAGUAUAUUAUGGAGAAGGGCGACACUUCAUCAAUGUGUCUUCAGAGGACCGAGAAAUCUGGCUGAAGAUCACACUGUACCAGGCGGUUCUGAUCUUUGUGGGUGAUGUGAUUAUUUUGCUUGCGCCGAUGCCGAUUUUGUGCGCACUGAAUAUGCCGACAAGAAAGAUUGUUGCUUUGAUGGCAAUCUUCGGAACCGGUAUUAUCGCUUGCAUCGCUCCCGUUGUUCGAUUUAGCACGUUGGAUUAUCUGCGCUACGGCACAACGGAUCUCACCUUUGAUUCGGCAUCAUCACUCUAUUGGAUGGCCAUUGAAUUCAACCUCGGUCUAGUCGCCGGCUCUCUCUCCUCUCUGCGACCGUUACCCUUCUUCCGUCGAUUCGGCUCGAGCACCAACUCGCGAUACAAAGCGUCGACAGGUGACACAGGGCACGAGCUACGUGGGAUACACGGUAGCGAGGGGAAAAGCAGCAGAAAGAAGAACAGCAGUAUGGGACUCGGGACCACGUUAUUAGAAGAGACUGUUAACGAGAGCCAAGAGCGCAUUAUCCAUGUGCCGAAGACCGACGGCCAGCAUCAUGUAUAG